Molecule: messenger RNA, 249 nt
Organism: Funneliformis caledonium
Lineage: Eukaryota; Fungi; Glomeromycota; Glomeromycetes; Glomerales; Glomeraceae
Source: the annotation of a GenBank genome assembly
AUGAGACAGAUUUCUUCAAAUAUUAAAGAAGGUGCUAAGGUAAUUUGUCCUGAUUUGCAACUAGAAAAUAAAAUUAAGGUCUCAACAGAUCAUAUGAAGUUCGCAGCUUUUCCUAAAACUAAUUCAGACACCAAUCAAGAUACAAGUGACGAAGAGAGAAUAAGUGGUAGUGAAACAGAUAUUUUAAGUAAUACUGAUGAUAGUGGGGAUGGAGAAGUCAUAAAUGUUCAUAACGUUAAUAACGUCUGA